Cimex lectularius (bed bug) is the source of this 851-nucleotide messenger RNA. RefSeq lists its product as uncharacterized. NCBI's taxonomy places the organism in Eukaryota, Metazoa, Arthropoda, Insecta, Hemiptera, Cimicidae. Bases 140 to 811 code for a protein of 223 amino acids. The record is from RefSeq and is a predicted model, not a curated record. The transcript is spliced from 5 exons.
ACAAUCCCACACAUCUCAAAGGGGGAAGCUUCCUGUUUUGUGGUAAAUCAUAUUUCUGUUAAAUUAGGGGAAAAUUAUACGAGUGACAAGCGACAGAUAUUUGAUCAUUUGCUCAGUAAAAUAUCGACAGAAAAUAAAAAUGAGACUAAUUUUUAAAAUUGUAGGUUUAUUCAUUUUUAUUGCGGAUGUAAAUAGCACUGCUUUUGAUGAUAUCAUCGGUUGCAGUACGGGCUUGGCAGAGAUAUGUUUCAGGGGUUUUUUCACAUCGCUUGUAAGCCUUUCUGAAGAGCACAGCGAAGACAAUAUCUCUGAUAUAUGCAGUACGACUGAUGAAAGAAUUUCUUGUGCCAGUAAUAUUAUAGAUAGUGAUUGCAAUAUUAAAGAUGGGAGAGCUAAUUUCGACAAUUGGGUUCAAGGUCUGACAUCAGUUUAUAAUUACUUAUGCAUCGAGAGCAGACAUUCAUUAAACGAUAUGUUAAUGACCUACAAUGGCGAGAGAUGUUUUGACUUGAUAAAUUACAUUCAAUGUGUUGAACAUAAAACGAGAGUGACUCAUAUUAUCGAUCUUCUUCAUGUCUCACUAGAUGUCAAUGAAUGCAAUUGGAUACUAAUUGCUUUUACAACGUGUGGCACUAAUUCAAUUAAUCGAGAUAGCCACUGUGAUGAAGAGAAGAUUGAACACACAUUGAAUGAAAUAGUGCAGAUCUUUAUACAGCAAACAAGAUGUACUAAUAUUUGCUCAAAUUCCUCAAGAUUUCACAUCUCCAUUGAGUUUAUGCUUCUAUUAUUUAUUUUUGUGAAAUUGUUAUAGAGUUAUUCACGUUUUAUAUUUGUAAAUAAACAAUUUAAAA